Molecule: messenger RNA, 877 nt
Organism: Brassica oleracea var. oleracea
Lineage: Eukaryota; Viridiplantae; Streptophyta; Magnoliopsida; Brassicales; Brassicaceae
Source: RefSeq, a predicted model, not a curated record
GGCCGAGGAUGAAGCCCGCCCCGCAGCCCGUCUUCGACGUAGUUCGGUGAGCGGUUCCCGUGCAUCGGUAUCGUCUCAUGACUCGGUUCCCGCAUAUAUUCCCGCUCCAGCUCCCUCUGCCCCUCACGCUGCCCCUCACGCUGCUGCUCAACAGGAUCCGGGGGUCAUGCCGGUUCAUCUAUUGGUUCAACAACCAGGUCGAGAGCAUCUCCCGUUUCUCCAACCCAACCCACGACGAGGCCAUAGCACUUGGUUCACCAAGUCGAAAAAUGGCAUUAGCCGGAGCAUCAACCAGAAGAUGUACUCCAUGCUCCGUUUUGGAUAUCCAAAGUGGAGUGUGAUCCCUUCCGACGAACGAGAGUUGUGGUUUCGUCAGUUUGCGCAAGAGUUCAACUGGCACUCCGAUCUUACGGAAACAGUCCGUAAGAAAUUCAACGAAAAGGCCAUGGACUCUUACACAAAGCAGAUAAACGCGUGGAAGACAGUUUGGCAGAAGAACAAGAAGCCACGGUUCAUCAACGGGGGGGUGUGGGAGCAGUUGAUAGCUCAUUGGGAGAGGGAAGACACUGCAGAGACGUCUUCUAGGAACUCCAGGAACCGGAAGAGCGAUCGUGGCGGGAAAGGUAUGUAUGUGCACAACCUCGGCGCUUGCUCCAUGUCUACUAAGGAGGAUGAACUUAUCGAAGCAAAUGACGGUAAUCCCGUUGAUCGUCUCCAACUCAUUAAGGUGGCUCACACUAACAAGACGACGGGUCAAAUUCAGGACCCCGUGAUCAGAGGUGUAGUUGAUUUGGUGGAAGCUGAAAUAUCGGCUUCGUUUAUGACUUUCGACAACACUCCAAAACAACUUCUUCAGUUGAGGCUUGUUAGGAUGUAG